This is a messenger RNA of Trypanosoma theileri, 795 nucleotides long. RefSeq lists its product as uncharacterized. Bases 1 to 795 code for a protein of 264 amino acids. The transcript has a single exon. The record is from RefSeq and is a predicted model, not a curated record. Lineage: Eukaryota; Euglenozoa; Kinetoplastea; Trypanosomatida; Trypanosomatidae.
AUGAUUCCCACUCCAGCUAUUACACGUAGUAUGGUUUCUACUAAUACUACUAAUACUAUUAUUGCUUGGCGAGGUUUAUCUCUUCACGCCUGUUGCGCCCUGCGUUUCUUUGGAUACUCGGCCUUUGAUAGUAUUCGAAAACCACCCAAACAAGGACGACGGGCAUCAUCCUCUUCUUCUUCUUCUUCUUUCGCCGCUUCUAAUAUUUCAUGUGGAGUAAACAGUACAGGCGGAGAUGCGAAUCCAUACAAUAGUAAUAGUAAUAGUAAUAGUAGUAAUAGUGGUGGUGGUAUUCGCAUGAGACAGACUCCCUCUGAACGACGGCGAGAGGCGAAACAAAUAUUCCCAGAAACCUUAAAGAGUGGACGAUAUAAACAACAAGAAACAAAAGCCCAACGUUUAUAUAAAGGCCCCAACACUUCUAAUGAAAAAGCACCCGAUAGACGUUUCUUCCGCAGACUUGCAGACUACCGAGAGGUGCAGGAUGAUGAUCCGUACGCUGGUGUCUUUCGUGAGCGGGCGUCUGUGCAGAAGCGACGGGUGCAGGAGUGGCAGCGACAGUUUGAGGAGGAAAACGCAGAUGUGGAGUUGCCGUAUGAACGAACAAACGUUCUUGCGAAACUCGCCCCAAAUUGGUUUGUACGUUUCUUUGUGGAUAUGCGAGAUAAGGGCGGUGUGGAUCACUUGGGAUAUCUCCUGGUUUGUCUGUUGGUGACGGUAACGCUGCUGUGGUGUGUGGGGUAUCUCUGCUAUACUCCACCGAGUAAGUCCAGGCCUAUCGCAGAAGUGCGGUGA